Drosophila persimilis is the source of this 1067-nucleotide messenger RNA. RefSeq lists its product as uncharacterized. The record is from RefSeq and is a predicted model, not a curated record. The transcript is spliced from 2 exons. Lineage: Eukaryota; Metazoa; Arthropoda; Insecta; Diptera; Drosophilidae. Bases 551 to 661 code for a protein of 36 amino acids.
UCGGCCGUGCCACACACACCGUACACUGUUCGCUUCAGCCUACAGCUUCAGCCUCACAAUCAGCAGCCGCCACAGGAGACCAGCCAGCAGCAGCCGACGACAUUAAUCGCAUCGUGCGAAAGGCCCCAAAGUCCGGUCUCGCGCGCACUUUAAAAUUUUUCCCCACACUGAUUGCAGUCCUCCGUUGCGUUGCGUUUUGUUUCGUUUCGCGCUUUAUCGCUUGGGCCGCUUUGGUGCUUUUUGGUUUGCAUAUUUAUGCUGAUUUAACCAAUCCAAUCCAAUCGGUUCCCUCCCAAAAAUCGGUUAUCAACGUGAACUGCUGCUGCGGCAAACUAAUUCCCAACGAUAAGAACCCAAAACUUUGAAAGACAAAAGUGAAUUACAAAUCAAUUUGAAAAGCUUUUAGCUCGGAACCCGUACAACUGCAGUGACAGAGAGAUAGCCGAGUAUCGUGCCAUCGAUUCGAAUCAAUCAGACAUCAUCGAGUGAGUGAGUUAGCUCGACUCGAUUCCAUUUCGAGAGUGAACCGGGAGUACUAAAGAGCCCUGGUAUGAGUAACAGCGCGAUGGUGGCUGUGGCCAUCUGCUGCAUCCUCGUCCUGCUGGCGGUGUUCAUCGUGAUCAUCAUUGUGGUCGGCCAGACCAUCGAGGAGCCCAAAUGAGACAUGCUCCAGCUGGGACCCGGCAACUUCCCAGAUGGAUAACAGAGGCCCUUCAAUUGUUAGUCAGUCAGCAUUCGCACCCGCAUCGGCAUCGGCAUUAGCACCAUCAUCAACAGUAUCAUCAUCGGAACCAGGAAAAAACCAAGAAGCGGAAAUGGUAGCAGGAGGAGAUCAGGAGGAGAAGGAAAGGAAAAUGCGUCCCAUCGUCAGUAUCCAUUGGCUGUGAUGUGAAAUUUUUAGAAUUUGUGAAGCAAAAAUCAAUCGAGAAAUCAACAACAAAAUUUUUGGAACAUUCCGCAUCGUAAUAAAUACUCGAACUAACCCGCACAUCUUCAUGUUAUAGUAAAUCUCUGUGUGUUUUAAGUGUUGAAUAAUAUAAAUAAUGUAUAUACGAGCAAGCAGUUCU